This is a messenger RNA of Anisakis simplex (herring worm), 387 nucleotides long. The record is from the annotation of a GenBank genome assembly. Lineage: Eukaryota; Metazoa; Nematoda; Chromadorea; Rhabditida; Anisakidae.
AUGUUAACAAUUGCAGCAUUAUUUCAAGAAAUCAAAAGCCGUCAGGUUGAUUUUAUGAAGGCAUUCAAUGCUGGCAAUGCGAACACUGCAGCAGCUGUCUACGACCCGGACGGAUAUUUCAUGCCAAAUGGAAAAGAUCCAGUCAAGGGACGUGCUGGGAUUGAAGCGUAUUUCAAGCAGGAUAUGGCCGAAGGUGUCAAAAGUGUGCAGAUAAUAACUGAAGAAGUGAAUGGUAGCGGUGACUGGGCUUUCGAACGUGGAAGUUAUCAUCUGGAUGGGACUCGUGGAACUGAAACAGGUGCAUAUUUGUUGGUUUGGAAGAAGGUGAAUGGACAGUGGCUCAUUCAUAACGACUGCUUCAAUGUCAUCAAGCCUGCUCCACAAUGA